Molecule: messenger RNA, 2092 nt
Organism: Alosa sapidissima (American shad)
Lineage: Eukaryota; Metazoa; Chordata; Actinopteri; Clupeiformes; Clupeidae
Gene: ro60
Product: Ro60, Y RNA binding protein
Exons: 9
Coding region: 251-1858 (535 amino acids)
Cellular component (GO): ribonucleoprotein complex
Molecular function (GO): RNA binding
Source: RefSeq, a predicted model, not a curated record
GUCGAACCCAUAGACUGUAUUAUAUAGAGUUCUAUAUAGUCUAUGGUCGAACCUGAUUGAACCCGUAGCCCUGACCAGUGACCACCGUGGUGAGAGAGGAAAACACAGCUGUCUCUCCCAGCAACCACUUCGGCCACAUCUUGCUUGUCACGGUCCAACAAACGGAUCCUAGGGAGGGAGGAAGGCCUUUUUUGGACGUGAGGCUGAGGCUAACUAAGUAUUUGAAUCUACGGAUUGUGUUUGCAGAUUCAUGGAUUCUACGGAGUGCACUACUGAAGGAGGUCAGCCUGGGGCCGUCGAUGACCCUCUCAUGGGUGCUAUGGACCUUUGCCGUCUUCGCCGGUUUCUGUGUUAUGGGUCAGAAGGACCUACUUACAACACCAAGGAGCCAUCACUCGGCAUGGAAAGCGUGUUGACUUUGAUCCAGCUCUUGGAGAAUGGCAAAGGCUGCGAUGUGGUGGAGGAAAUCCGCAGGUUUGGACAGGACGGACGAGCCGUCCGCUCGAACCCUGCACUGUUCGCCUUGGCCGUCUGUUCACAGCAUUCGGAUCCAAAGACCAAGCAGGCGGCAUUUCGGGCCUUGAAGGACCUAUGUCACCUCCCAAGCCAGUUGUUUGCAUUUAUUCAAUUUAAGAAGGAAUUGAAGGACGGAAUGAAGUGUGGUAUGUGGGGUCGCGGCCUGCGCAAAGCUGUUGCUGAUUGGUACAACAGCCAGGACCCCAUAGUUCUUGCUCAGGCUGUGACCAAGUGCAAACACAGGGCAGGCUGGUCACACCAGGACCUUCUUAGACUUUCACAUAUGAAGCCAGCCAAUGAAGCUAUUGCGCUGAUUAAUAAGUACAUAACGAAAGGGUGGAAAGAGGUUCAGGUUGCGUACGCUGACAAAGAAAACUCUGAGGAUGUUGUCAAAGUCCUGACAUACCUAGAGGCCGUGGAGAAGACCAAGCACUCGAAUGACGAGAUGGAGGUGAUCCAUCUGAUUGAGGAGCACAGGCUGGAGAGGGAACAAAUCCUCACAAAUCAUCUCAAGUCCAAAGAGGUAUGGAGAGCUUUCUUAAAAGACAUGCCACUGGCUGCAUUGCUCCGACAUUUGGGCAAGAUGACUGCUGACAAGGUUUUUGCCCCAGGAAGUGCUGAUGUUGCAGCUGUUUGUGAGAGGAUUCAGAAUGACACUGCUCUGAAAAAGUCAAAGUUGCAUCCAUUCAGCAUCUUGCUGGCAACAGAGAACUACAAGAGGGGCCACGGCAACAGAAGUAAACUGAAAUGGGAGCCAGAUGCACACAUCAUCCAAGCUCUGGACUUUGCCUUUUUCCAGUGCUUUAAGAAUGUGGAGGCCACAGGUAAGAGGUUUGUGGUCAGUGUGGACGUGAGUGCUUCGCUGAGCAGCACUGCGCUGGGGAGCUCCAUCAGUGCUGCCACGGCAGCUGCCGUCAUGAGCAUGGUCAUUACGCAGACGGAGAAGGAUGCUCAGGUGCUGGUGUUCUCUGAGGGAAAUGUCACCCCAAUCCACCUCUCUGCUGAGAUGUCUGUUAUGCAAGUUACAGCAGAACUGGUGAAGAUCCCUGAUGGCAGCACAGACUGUGCCCUGCCCAUCCUCUGGGCCUCAGAGAGUGAGAGGCCUGUGGACGUCUUCCUCAUCUUUACCAACAAUGAGACCUGGUUUGGAAAGGCCAACCCGGCAGAAGCACUCAAAAUGUACAGACAGAAAAUGGGCCUCAAUUCAAAGUUAGUUGUGUGUGGACUGACGACCACGGGUCUCUCGGUGGCUGACCCUGACGACCGAGGCAUGCUGGACAUCUGUGGCUUUGACUCCAGAGCUGUGGACAUCAUCCAUAACUUUGUUCUGGAUCUCAUAUGAGAGGACUGUUGUCUGGACAUCGCUAUGACCCUGAGAACAGACUCCUGCAGAAAGGAACUUGAAGUGAACUGUUGUCACACUGGACUGAUGUGCCCAACAAAGCACAACCUCCAUGGACUUAACAAAGAAACCCUUAAAGGUGCCAUGUGUAAGAAUUGAGGUAAAAAUAUCCAAAAAAUGAGCUACACGCAUCAAAAGAAUGAGAAGAAAUAAGGGCGAUGAUGUCAUUAAAAA